This is a messenger RNA of Torulaspora globosa, 4476 nucleotides long. It is a transcript of the gene IRC20, whose product is annotated as E3 ubiquitin-protein ligase IRC20. NCBI's taxonomy places the organism in Eukaryota, Fungi, Ascomycota, Saccharomycetes, Saccharomycetales, Saccharomycetaceae. Gene Ontology annotation, molecular function: ubiquitin protein ligase activity; ATP binding; ATP-dependent chromatin remodeler activity. Gene Ontology annotation, biological process: DNA damage response; protein polyubiquitination. Gene Ontology annotation, cellular component: nucleus. The record is from RefSeq and is a predicted model, not a curated record. Bases 1 to 4476 code for a protein of 1491 amino acids. The transcript has a single exon.
AUGGAUUCAUCCUGUGAUGGACAUUUCGAUCUCUUGAUAGAUAAGGAAUCGGUGAGUUACAAUGAAGCGUUCCACGAGGUGUCUCUCCAAGAGAUUGGUGGUUGGGAUGAUGAGGACCAGAGAGUAGUCAAAAAGACGAGACCAAAUAAACGGAUGAUUCCGUUGGCAGCGGUGAGAAUGGGUACUUACUUUCCUCACAAGGACAGUGGACGCAAGUUGGAGGUUCUUGUGGAGUACCAUGAUAUGGCGGAGAGCGGUGAGAGAGAUUUUGUUAUGGUUUUCACUAGCGACGGAGUCAGGUUGUUCCGAUUUAUGCUGGCAGAGACCACACCAGGCAGUUUCAAGGAACUUUUGAAGAUCAUUCAUUGCAAGUUUUUUGAGCGACAGGUGAACAAAAAGGAAACGGCCUUUGGUGUGCGAGGAGUAAAGCAGAGUAAAGCCAGGAGAAGAUCUGGAGGUGUGGCGGCGUUGAGACAAGCGAGUAGACGAUUCAAAGACAUCGUUUUCUUUGGCGGGUAUUUGCACAUCAAGGAAGAUGCGGCGGUUAGCUGGUGUCUCGAUUUCCAAUUGUUUCUGAAUUAUACUCCGCAGACCAUAAACAAGUUCUGUCCAGACACGAGCAGGGCGCUAGACGUACUGUUUUCAAAGGGUUCUUCAGAUGUGCAUGCAAUUCCUGUAUCAUCCUUCAUACAGAAGGACUUUGUUGAUCAAAUCGUUCAACAUACCAAGAGCCGUCUGGGGCGGAUCCCCGAUCUCGAUUCGUAUAGUGUCGAGGGACUGAAUGUCAAACUAUUGCCUUUUCAGUCCAAGAGUAUCCAAUGGAUGUUGUCGAAAGAGCGGGCUACUUUGAACAGCGACAAGGACGAUAUGCUAGAGUUUUUGAACCGUUAUGUUUCGUUUGGUUACGAAAAGAUCUCCUCGACCAUUUUUUGGAACAAGUUUACCAAUUUUAUUAUUCACAGGGACGAUGUGGAGCAGAUUCGAGGUACCUUGGUGAGAAAUUCGGAAAAUGGUGUUCUGGGAGCUCAGGGUUUACUAUCGGAAGAAAUGGGUCUGGGUAAAACUAUCGAAAUUCUGUCACUCAUACUCCUAAACAAGCGCCGAUUAGAUCCACUUCAACCGAACAGUUAUAUAGCAGAUGACGGUAAGACCAUUUACAAGGCAAAGUCUUCGCUGAUUAUAUGCCCCAACGCGAUUCUGCAGCAAUGGAUCGAUGAAGUGGAAUGUCAUACGUCAAACUUCUUGAAGGUUUUCCAUUACAAAGGUUAUUUACAUGUCAAGAAGUUUUUUGGAACGGAAAAUAUCACCGAGAUAGUGCGUUUCUUGUCAACUUUCGAUAUUAUUAUCACUUCAUAUAACGUGGUAUCCACUGAGGUUCAUUAUGCUGAAUACAAUGCAAGCUCCAGGCCAAGGCGUACGAUCUCUCCUAUCAAGUAUGACUACUCUUCUCCGUUGUCCUUGAUGCAGUUUUUCAGGAUUAUACUGGACGAAGUUCAAAUGCUGCAAAGCGACAGCACUAAUGCCGCUAAGUGCACCAGCCUCUUACAUCGAAUUCACACUUGGGGUGUAUCCGGGACACCUAUACAGUUCAUCCGCGAUUAUCAGACCGUUCUUUCAUAUUUGAAGAUCUCGCCGUUCCACGAAUUACCCCACAUCAUCGCCACUCUUAAUAGCAACGUUGUACAGAAAAGACAUCAGUCGGUUGGCGGCGUGCAAUUUUCAGUGCAGGAGCUAAUGAAGUUUUUCAUCAUGAGAGACCUGUGCAUUAGACAUUCGAAGAAAGAUGUCCUGUCGCAGAUCAAAAUACCCAAGCAACAUAAUUAUAUUGUCCCACUAGAUUUUGCUCCUGUGGAGUGGGACAAUUACCUCGAUCUUUGGAACCAAUUUAUCUCUCUAUCGGGCUAUGAUCAGAAUGGUGUCGGAACCCCAAGGCUCUCCACAACGCAAUUGAAUCAAUGGUUGAUCCGGCUAAGAUACUUAUGUUGCCAUGCGGUUUUCCCGGAUUCCAGCAAUUUCAAUAAAGCAAAUCAAACAAAUUCCAAUCCAAAUUCUUUUGUACUCCAGAAUAUCGAUGAUGUGUUACGCCUAAUGACGGCUGACGCUAUCGAUAAGUUGGACUCCUUGUACAGAGACAAUUACCAGAUACUCAUUAAGUCGGCACAAGCAAAGAUGGAACUGCAGAACAAUCCUUCCAAUGCUAUACAUCUCUUGCAUUCGGUUAAGGACAAAAUUCUUGAUGAUUUGAAGAAAAAAUACGACGUUUCUGAUCCAUUCGAUGUUUCGACUUGCUUACAAAAUAAAGAUGGUCUGAGAACUCCGACUCCCAUGGUCGGCACAGCAGAUGGCUUCGAGCGCGAGAAUACUUCAAAAGUUAGGAUACGCGCAUACUUGGAUCUCUUACAUCAAUGUUACUUCUUCAUUGCAACGGGACAUUUUCUUAUGGGUUCUAGUAAAUUGGAGAAAGUCGAUGACGAGAAUAAGAAACUUGCCUUGAUUGAUCCCGAUUCCAAAAAAAAGGCAUAUACGGAUUUUUACUCCGCUGCAGAGAUGGAAGAGAUUGAACAGAACCAGCUCAUGGAGCAAAAGUUUUAUUCAUAUGCGGAAAAAAUGAGAGAGCAGAUUCUUUCCAGUCGGGUUGAUAAAGUCAGCAUGGCAAUCAGAGAUGUUUGCUCCUAUUUUAAUGAUCAAAAGACACAUCUUUCUUCGUUACUUCUUAUCGAGUUCAACGAUGAAAAUGACUAUUCCAGCAACCUUAUAGUUUCUCGAUGUUUCAAGCAACUCAAGACCCUCAUCAAUUUGCUGAAUGAGCAGGCCACUCAGUUUAACAGUUUGUUGGUCGAAUUAAGAGAUCUCUUGUACAAGCCAAUUUUAAAAGAGUACACUGACGAGAACGAGGAUGAAAAGGCCGAGGAAUACUCGUCGUCAAUAGAAGACCAAGAUCGAAUGUUUGCACUGUUCGCCUGUCUUGAACAUCUUUUAAAUAAUAGAGAUGCAAUCUCUCAAUCUGAGGAGAAGGAAAAGGACAUGAAAAAAUUCCUCAAGACUCAGGCGGGACAAAAAUUCUCAGAAUAUCAUCGCAAGCUUUUAUCCAAAUUGAAGUUGAUCACGGGCACCCCUUUGAAACCGAUCUUUGAUGAAUUGAGAAACUCGAAAAUAGUUCGAACUUUAUCGACCAACUCAGAUAAAGCAGAUAAACAGGAAAAUUUCGAAGAUUAUUUGCUACAGUUUGAGAAAGAGUCUUCAAGGAUAUUUGAAGAGAACAAAAAAAUCAGGGAAUCACUGAGGAAGUUGAACACAAUUUACAAUGCCAAGCUGGAAUACUACAGUCAUCUACAAAGAAUAUCCGAUUCCUUAGUUUCCCUUUUACAAUUAGAGAAUUCUUCUAGGAACAAUAUUUUGAAAGCAGCUAGAGAUGAUUCGUUAACCAGAAUCUCUGAGAAGAUUAGUACCGCAGAAUCAAGGGUCAAGUACCUGAACAACCUGGAAAAGCUGAAAACUUCGAUAGCGAACCACCAAACCUUCUCAUGUGCAAUAUGCUUAGGGAAAAUAACAGUUGGAGCGAUGAUUAAAUGUGGUCAUUUUUUCUGCAGGAAAUGCAUUCAUAGUUGGCUGAAACAUCACAGUUCAUGCCCAAUGUGUAAAACAAAGGCCAGUCUUAUGGAGGUAUACAAUUUCAAAUUUUCAAAUGAGGAUGCAGAAGAGGAGAACGAUGCCGAUAAUUCGACGAAAGAAACUGAUAGAAAAAAGGGAUUGGGAGCUGUUGCUGAAAAUUCUCCCACGACGUACGACUCAGUGUUCAAGGAGAGAUACGCUUUGUUUCCCGACCUCAACGAGGUGCAUAAAAUGAAAAUAAAGGAAAGUUUUGGUGCCAAGAUCGAUUAUGUGAUCAAACUGGUUCUUUUCCUGAAACUAAAAGCAGAGACUGAGAAUGAUGAUGAACCUUUGCAAUUUGUUAUGUAUUCUCAAAGUCCCGACUUUCUGAGGGUAAUAUCAAAAGUGCUCCACAUGCACGAAAUCCGAAGCUUAUCAUGCUUGGCAAACUCAUCGAAUGUGGGUGAAUCUAUCCUCAGGUUCAAGAAACACAGGAGUAUUACUUGUUUAUUGCUAAAUGUGAAGGCAUUAGGAGCGGGAUUAACACUUCUGAAUGCGCGGCAUAUCUUCCUGUUGGAUGCAAUCAUAAACCGCGGUGACGAGCUACAAGCAAUGGGAAGAAAUAAUCGAAUUGGACAAACUCGUGAAACCUUCGUUUGGAAUUUUAUGAUGAGAAACUCCGUCGAAGAGAACAUCUUCAAAUAUAAAUGUAUUUUGGAGGGACGUCGCAAGAUGAAAGAAGAGUCACAAAGCCAAGCAGAACAUAAUAUUGAAGAACUAACGGGAGAAGAAGAACGAGAAGAGUUCGAGAUGAAUGAGAGUACGGGGGAGCAAGUUUCUGAGCGACACCUCUGGAACUGCUUUUUCCAGAAUACCCAAGACUAG